AUGGCGAGGCGGUGCUCGCACUGCAGCAACAACGGGCACAACUCGAGAACAUGCCCCGCUCGCGCGGGGGUGAGCGGGGGGAGUGUGGGAGGCGGCGGGGUUAUGCUGUUCGGGGUCAGGAUCAGCGAAGGUGGGUUCAUGAAGAAGAGCGCCAGCAUGGGGAACAUUUCGCACUGCUCCUCUUCCUCUGCCUCACCGCAGGCUUUCACCAACCCAGGGUCCCCGACCAAUGAUCCGCUUCGGGACAGCGGCCCGGGUUCGUCUGGUUACGCGUCUGACGAUCCCAACCAGGCUUCUUGCUCGUCCAGCCGUAGUGAGCGCAAGAAAGGUUGGACAUUUUUUUGGCCUGCCUCAUGGUUAUCUUUCUACCUACGAAUUCUUGCGAGGAAUUGUUCAUUCUUGUGCUAAUUACCCUUUGUAAGCUGUGUACCAGCUUACAUCCCAAGGGUGGGUUUCUUUCUUCUGUUUCUCUUAUUUCACCUCACCCGUAAUUUAAUAAUGAGAAUUUUUUAAUUGAACUUCGUUGGGAAUUUUCCUUGUUUGAUUUCGCCCGCAGUUCCUGUUAUUUUCUUCAUUCGCUUUCUUGUAACCACGAAGAUUACUAUGCAAGUCAUGAUUUUCUUCUAAAUAUUUAUCUUGUUCUGGCUGAAAAUUAUUUGAAGUUCUUUUUCGAUGUUAAGAAGAAGAGAUCUCUUCUUAUAAGAUCCCGUCGAAAUGCUCAUACUUCGAUCUAUAAUAUAUAUCCACAUGGCAAUUUAUAAUGCGUGGGAUGCUAACUCUUUGCUGCAUCAAGCUGUGAACCAUCCAAUAAGGUGGGCAGCAUACGAGGUGAUGGGCCGCACCUCUCAAUUCCCCGAUCCCUGUUUCUAUUGAAAUCGCCUUUUAAUGCUUUAAACAGUAGACUGUGGUGUCUAUAGUCCUGUAAAGCUCCCCUCAGUUUAUUUUGCUUGAGUCACCUAACCUUUAAUGGGCUUUCUAGGCUUUUCUUUUCCUUUAUUUUUCCUUUUCUUUUAUUCCUUUUUCCAUCUUGCCCUUCUGAUGCGUCUACCUCUUUGAUCGAUUACGUUUUGAAAUUCAUCUUAUUUUCGUUUUUUUCCUUGGUAACGAAUUUCACGCCUACUCAAGAAUCUUUUUUUUAUGAGGGUUUCUUGCCUAUGAUCAAGGGUCAGAGAUCAGCACCCAUAUAUUUGGCCAUGUAUCCCAUGCAAUUAUUCCUCCAAACUGCAGAAUAAGAGGGUGAUGAGUUUUGCUUGAUUUCUAAUGACGCUGUUCAUUUCUCUCCGUACGAUAAUACUGAAUUGUUCUAAAUGUGAAUAUCCUAUGCAGUCCCUAUUAUAAAAUGAAAUUAGCUUAUUAUUGAGCAAUGGAUAUUAUUAUAGAUAUUUGCAUAUUAUGUUUGAUUCUGAUGGCUGCCUUCUGUUCGGAAUUCUUUCUCUGGUAGAUUAUCUUCUUGUUAGUGAUGAUUCGUCAGUUAGUUUGAAGAACUCUUAUGAAUGUUUGAUAUCAAUCUGUUCAUCCUCCAUUUUUCCUCUGUUUAAUGGUAUCAUUCCACAUGCCAGUGCGAAAUAGGCCGCAUACCUAGAGAUGGUUGUUUUUCUGUCUCGUCCUGUGAAACCCUACCGUCAGUGUGAUUAAAAUCUGCAGGUUGUGAGCUCAUUGUCAUUUCGAAUGCCCAGAUUAAUGCGUUUUAUGCGGAUGACUUGGGCCGGCAGAAGAACAAACAGGGGUGUAUUAAUUGAUGCACUAACGUUCACGUAAUAUGGGACGACUUAUCUCGUCAAUCUGGUUUGGCUUCAUCUCGUGAUGUAAUUUUUCAGAACCAAGACGAUUUAGAAGCUUUCUAGUCUCUACUCACUGUCAGUCCCCAACAUAAACUAACGGAUCCUAGAGAGCAAAACACCCUCAGUUUCUUCGAUAGCAACUGAUGAAAUAUUUUCUUCAACUUUGGGUGGCUCUUUCGUGCCUGUUGCUAUUAUAUCCAUUCUCCAUAAUUGAUGAAAGGGUGGUUUCUAAUUUUCUUUUCUAAAUGCUGGAUUUAUUCUCAAAGCAAAUGCCUUGGACGGAUUUUAGUCGUGCAGGGGAAAGGAAAAUUUCGGGCACUGAUUUCUUUUCAUUCCCGUUGAUAUAUAAUCUGUUCACAUUGACAAAUUAAGAAUGCUUAAUUUCAGGCGUCCCCUGGACUGAAGAGGAGCACAGAAUGUUCCUGAUGGGUCUGCGGAGACUAGGAAAAGGUGAUUGGCGUGGCAUAGCCCGUAACUUCGUUGUGUCAAGAACACCAACCCAGGUUGCCAGCCAUGCCCAAAAAUAUUUUAUCAGACAGUCAAAUUCGACGAGAAGAAAAAGACGCUCUAGCUUGUUUGACAUGGUUCCUGACCUGGUUCGUCUUCCAUCCAUCCUAAACGUAAACAGCCUGAUUCUAUUUUCCAUAGAAAGAAUAUGGAUGGGGACAUGCAGCGUCUACGCUCGAUUUCACUAUUUCUAAGUAGCUUGAAGUCGUAUAAUCAUGCUUGCCAAUGAUGAUUCAGGAUAUAGAGGUAUCGCAACUCAUAAUACUGAUCAGACUUUCUGUACAGAAAGUAUGUUUCAAAUACAGAAAUGAAACUAAUGCCGUGCUGUAGCGUGGUGGUUUUUUCUGUCCAUGAAUACUGCAGGGAGCAUAGAGGGCCCAAGACCCUCACCCUUGCACUGUCGGACUAGGUUUGGAAAUGUUUUCCACUUUUUCAGACGAUCAUUAUGCUGUUUUAUGUUCAGAUCUAGGUGGUGAUGCAAGAUUGGGUACCCAAUCUAUUAGUACUUUUUUAAAGAUUCGAGCUUUUUCAUUCAAUCUAUCGAUUUUUUUUCUGGCAUCUCAAUGUUUCCUUUGAUGGAUACUCUGGGGAACAAACAAUGAUAAUUUAAAAGUUGCAGAUGGCGAUGUCUCUUGAAGAUUUAUCUCAGCUAUAUUCACUUCACAGUCUGAUAUAAUAUUUAUAUAUUCACUCCACAAGUUUUGAGAAAAAAUAAUUUGCAUUUUUGUCUAAUGAUCUGUGUCCUUCUCUGAAUUAACAUUUUUUUUUUGUUCCAGCACAUAGAUCAGGCUCCUCUCCCUGAAGAGCAUGCCCAGUGCUUCACGACUGGCAAGCCUGAGAACCCAAACGCAGCGCCAAUGCAACAUUUAUCUCCGGAACAGGACACUGCGCAACCAGAGCUUGCUUCAUGCAACCCUCCGGAGGAAGUGCGAGGGGAUGUCCAGCGCAGUAAUCUUCCACCGAUGAUUCCAGGAUUCUUCCCUGCUUAUGUACCGAUCCCUCUCUCCCUCUGGCCUUCAAGUGCUGUUGCUGCUGAGAAGGAACAAGUGAUGUGGGAAGCACAUGAAAUUCUGAAGCCUACCCCUUUUCUGCCUAAAGAUCCAGCCAAUGUUGAUCAGCUCGUAAGAAUGUCCGACUUGAGCCUCGGAGAUGCUUCUGCAGGCCGCACUGAACCAUCUGCGCUCUCUCUCGAGCUGCUUGGAUCCUCGCCAAGGCAAUCAGCUUUCCAUGUGAAUGCCGCUGUGAAAGCACCUGCGCUGAGUCAAAACAAUGACAACGUGGUGCAUGCUCUGUAA
Molecule: messenger RNA, 3583 nt
Organism: Spirodela intermedia
Lineage: Eukaryota; Viridiplantae; Streptophyta; Magnoliopsida; Alismatales; Araceae
Source: the annotation of a GenBank genome assembly